AUGUUUAUAAGUAUUUUAUUAUUUUAUGUGGAAUGCUGCUUCUCAUAGAGUAUUACACUUAUCGACUAAUUUUCUAACUCUUGGGUGAUAUAUAGUUUAGAAUCGUCUUACAAUGAUUCAUUUCAUUGGUAAUAUACAUCAUGUUGCACACCGCCUCGUUUAUAAAUGAUUAAUGCCACCUCAAAUUCGAAUUAUGAAAAUUCACUAUAAAUAAUCCUCAAUGGAUAUAAUAUUUAUAACAAUUAGUUUUCAGUUGCAGCCCUAGGAUUCAAGUAAGAUAUUAAUUACCAAAUUUAUAAUGAGACAAAUGUUGUUAUAAUUAAUAAGUGUUCUCAGCAGAAUGAAGGCAUUAAUACAAUAAAUUCAGGAAUGAUGCAAUUUUAAAUAGAAGUAAUACAUCCUCUGUCCGCAUAAUAGCAGACUCUGAUAUUUUAAUAUUGGUUUGUUUGUUAAUACCAAGCAUUUAAUGAUCCAUCAUAAAUAAAAAUCAAUUUCGAUGGAUCAAUGGUAAUAAUUAUAGUAUUUGGAUGUUUUUGCGUUUGGAUCUUUACAAAGAUGGCCAAAAUUAGAUCUCUAAGAGUAGAAAUGAAUCUAUAGAAACAUCCCUUUUUAAAUAGACUAAUUGCAGUUUAGAGUUUCUAAAUGGAAGGUCAAGUGCUUUACUUCUAGGGAUUCAAAGUAAAUUCGAUAUUAUACCUAUUUUAUAUUGUGGCAUCCAUACUAUUUUAUGUUGUUGUCCAUUUUAUAAAUGCUUGGUAUGAAACAGUAUUGAUAAUGUGUUUAAUAUUUGCAUUAUUUUGUUGCUGGUUUCUAUUCAAUGAAGUGCAAUGCUUUUUGUCAGUAAAUUUAAAAUUGUAAGCUGAAGUAUUUAAAUCAAUAAGGGUAUGUGAUUGCAUAUCAGCAGUUUUAUCAAUCUUUUUUGUAGUCCUUUAUGUAACACUGAAUCAGGCUUGGUUUAUAUCUAAUCUAAUUACAUUUUGCAUAUCUGGAUCUCUAUUUAGAUUAUUUAAGGUCACUAGUUUAAGAGGAGUCGCAAUAUUAUAUGGAUUUAUCAUUAUUUUUGAUUGCGUAUAUUAUUUCGUAUUUUUGACAAGAGUAUUCCAUGUCAAUUAUGAAAUUAUUGUUUUGCAAGUAUUAAUAGUUUAUUAUUGAUAAAGUACUCUAAUUAUCCAGUUCUUUUUCAGGUUCCAUAAUUUAGAUACAAUUUAAAUAAAGUCUGCGUUUGGCUAUCAUUGAUGGAUCUAGUGGUCCCAGGGAUCUCCAUAUCUUAUUUGUAUAGAUUCGAUAGAAACAGGAAUUCUAGAGUUUAUUUUAUAAUAGGAUUGCUUGGUCUCUUUUUUGGAAUAAUCUGUUGGUUAAUAGGAACAUUAACCUCUUAAAAGUAUUAAAUCUAACUUCCUCAAUCAAUAUUUGUGUACCCCUUGAUCAUAUUGUUCACAUGUCUUUGGGCAAUUAGAUAAAAUGAUCUAAGAACAAUUUGGUAUGGAUUAUUCUAUGAUAAAUAUGUAAAAUUAUAGAGUUUAUAUAGUUAAUGGACAAUUUCACAGUUGAAUAUAAUCCCGAACAAUCAAAAAAUGAGCUUGAAAACUCAGCUUUUAAAUAAGAACAAAUGACUAUUUUAUUGAAAGGUCUCAGGCUGGAAUCUCAGCUUUGA
Molecule: messenger RNA, 1654 nt
Organism: Paramecium octaurelia
Lineage: Eukaryota; Ciliophora; Oligohymenophorea; Peniculida; Parameciidae
Source: the annotation of a GenBank genome assembly